UCCGGCCUGGGCGCCCCGGGAGCCGCUGUCCUCGCUCCUGCCAUGGCCCCGCGGCCCGCGCUCCUGCCGCUCCGGCUGCCGCCGCCGCUGCUGCUGCUGCUGCUGCUGAGCGGGCCGGCGUGCCGGGCCCAGGCGGGGGCCGAGAGCGAGAGCCCGCCGCGGACCCUGCAAGUGGAGACCCUGGUGCAGCCCCCCGAGCCGUGCGCCGAGCCCGCCGCCGUGGGAGACACGCUGCACAUCCACUACACGGGCAGCUUGGUAGAUGGCCGCAUCAUCGACACGUCCCUCACCAGAGACCCUCUGGUCAUUGAGCUGGGCCAGAAGCAGGUGAUCCCAGGUCUGGAGCAGAGCCUUCUAGACAUGUGUGUGGGAGAGAAGCGGAGGGCAAUCAUUCCUUCGCACCUGGCCUAUGGAAAGCGGGGAUUUCCACCAUCUAUCCCAGCGGACGCAGUGCUGCAAUUUGACGUGGAGCUGAUCGCACUGAUCCGAGCCAACUACUGGCAAAAGCUGGUGAGGGGCAUUCUGCCUCUGGUCGGCAUGUCCACGGUGCCAGCCCUCCUGGGUCUCAUUGGGUAUCACCUAUACAAAAAGGCCAGCAAACCCAAAGUCUCCAAAAAGAAGCUCAAGGAAGAGAAACGAAACAAGAGCAAGAAGAAAUAAUAAAAAAUUUUAAAA
Messenger RNA from Sorex fumeus (smoky shrew), 675 nucleotides. RefSeq names its product FKBP prolyl isomerase 11 (gene FKBP11). Gene Ontology annotation, biological process: protein peptidyl-prolyl isomerization. Bases 43 to 660 code for a protein of 205 amino acids. Gene Ontology annotation, molecular function: peptidyl-prolyl cis-trans isomerase activity. Lineage: Eukaryota; Metazoa; Chordata; Mammalia; Eulipotyphla; Soricidae. The transcript is spliced from 6 exons. The record is from RefSeq and is a predicted model, not a curated record.